This is a messenger RNA of Cercocebus atys (sooty mangabey), 750 nucleotides long. RefSeq names its product lectin, galactoside-binding, soluble, 9 (gene LGALS9). NCBI's taxonomy places the organism in Eukaryota, Metazoa, Chordata, Mammalia, Primates, Cercopithecidae. The record is from RefSeq and is a predicted model, not a curated record. Gene Ontology annotation, molecular function: carbohydrate binding.
AUGUACACCCAGCCGGGCAGCGAACAUAGCGCUGGAGGGGGGCAAGACAGGAGGGCCGCCCCACCUGACUGCAUGGUCCCCAGCCUUUUACUGCAGGCCGUCCCCUUUUCUGGGACUGUCAAGGGUCUCGCAGGACGGUUCAGAUCCAUGAUCAAUGGGACUGUUCUCAGCUCCAGUGGAACUAGGUUUGCUGUGGACUUUCAGACCGGCUUCAGUGGAAACGACCUUGCCUUCCACUUCAACCCUCCAUUUGAAGAGGGAGGGUAAGUGGUGUGCAACACAAGGCAGAAAGGAAGCUGGGAGCCUGAGGAUAGGAAGAUGCACAUUCUCUCCCAGCAGGGAAUGCCCUUUGACCUCUGCUUCCUGGUGCAGAGCUCAGAUUUCAAGGUGAUGGUGAACGGGAGCCUCUUCGUGCAGUACUUCCACCGCGUGCCCUUCCACCGUGUGGACACCAUCUCCGUCAAUGGCUCUGUGCAGCUGUCCUGCAUCAGCUUCCAGAACCCCCGCACAGUCCCUGUUCAGCCCGCCUUCUCCAUGGUGCCGUUCUCCCAGCCUGUCUGUUUCCCACCCAGGCCCAGGGGGCGCAGACAAAAAGGACACAGGAGCUGAGGCUGCUUCCCUCAUUGGAAAGCACUGAAGCCCAGGAAUCGACCCACAGCAGGCCUUCAACAAAUACCCCUUCUCACCUUACGGGUGAGAUAUGGCACUGGAAGUAACGCUCUUGGCUGUGGGAGCUACAGAAAGCAGUGC